UAAUUAAUUUAUUAUGUCAGAAGAAAAGUGUGGAAACACUUGUCAGUUCAUUUUUAAAAAGCGUAAUAUUAAAGCAAAGGGUGCUCGAAAAAGACAGGACACUUCAGAAUCAGAAAAUAGCGAAGAUGAACAUGAAAAUACUGUUAUCAAACCUUUAUCAAGAAAAAGAAAAGUAAAUUUAAAUAUUCAAAGUACUGCUGAUACUAAGAAGAAGAAAGAUGACACUAAUGAAUCACUAAGUGAUACUGAUGAAAAUGAUGAAGCAGUUUCAGUUAAUUACAAAUCAAACAGAUCUGCAAUGCCAAGCGGACCAUCUGAUCAAUUAGCCACAGCUAUUCUGGAAACUGAAACUGAAAAAGACCGAGAUGCUCAAGCAAUUUUUGAAAAACGACUUGAAAUUAAUAAAGAACUUGAAGGACAGGUAGAUGACAAGGUGUACAGAGGAUUAAAUAAUUAUGCCCAAUAUUAUAAACCUAAGGACACUGCUGCAGGAAAUGCAAGCUCAGGGUUAGUUAGGAAAGGUCCUAUCAGAGCCCCAGCUAACUUAAGAGCUACUGUUCGAUGGGAUUAUCAACCAGAUAUAUGUAAAGAUUAUAAAGAAACAGGGUAUUGUGGUUUUGGAGACAGUUGUAAAUUUUUGCAUGAUAGAAGUGAUUAUAAACAUGGCUGGCAACUGGAAAGAGAAUGGGCUUCUGGUGAAUAUGGACAUGAAAGUGAUGAUGACAAAAAAUACGAAAUUGACUCUGAUAAAGAAGAUUUGCCAUUCAAAUGUUACAUUUGCAGGAAAAGUUUUGUUAAUCCAAUUAUUGUAAUUUCAAUGCAUUAG
Molecule: messenger RNA, 826 nt
Organism: Agrilus planipennis (emerald ash borer)
Lineage: Eukaryota; Metazoa; Arthropoda; Insecta; Coleoptera; Buprestidae
Product: RING finger protein 113A-like
Exons: 4
Coding region: 14-826 (270 amino acids)
Biological process (GO): snoRNA splicing
Cellular component (GO): U2-type spliceosomal complex
Molecular function (GO): metal ion binding
Source: RefSeq, a predicted model, not a curated record